Messenger RNA from Chanos chanos (milkfish), 2613 nucleotides. RefSeq names its product glutamate receptor ionotropic, kainate 1. The transcript is spliced from 16 exons. Gene Ontology annotation, biological process: monoatomic ion transport. Gene Ontology annotation, molecular function: signaling receptor activity; ligand-gated monoatomic ion channel activity. Gene Ontology annotation, cellular component: membrane. The coding region runs from base 1 to 2613 and encodes 870 amino acids. NCBI's taxonomy places the organism in Eukaryota, Metazoa, Chordata, Actinopteri, Gonorynchiformes, Chanidae. The record is from RefSeq and is a predicted model, not a curated record.
AUGGCGGACAGGAAAGGACUGUUAUUUUCGCUGCUCUACUUCGCGGCAGAGUUUUGUCUAAGUUCGCAGCAAGUCCUUAGAAUCGGGGGGAUUUUUGAGACCCUUGAGGAUGAGCCUAUAAGUGUGGAGGAGUUGGCCUUCAAAUUUGCCGUAACCAACAUAAACCGAAAUCGUACCUUAAUGCCAAAUACCACUUUGACCUAUGACAUACAGAGAAUCAAUCUCUUUGACAGCUUUGAAGCCUCCAGAAGGGCUUGUGACCAGCUGGCACUUGGCGUGGCUGCAGUCUUUGGUCCCUCUCACAGCUCUUCAGUUAGUGCAGUACAGUCCAUCUGUAAUGCCCUGGAGGUUCCCCACAUCCAGACCCGCUGGAAACACCCUUCAGUGGAUAAUAAGGACAGCUUUUACAUUAACCUGUACCCAGAAUACGCCUCUAUCAGCAGGGCGGUGCUGGACAUAGUACAGUUCUACAAGUGGAAAGCAGUUACAGUUGUCUACGAAGAUGCAACCGGUCUCAUACGUCUGCAAGAGCUAAUAAAAGCUCCAUCCAGAUACAACAUUAAAAUCAAAAUACGGCAGUUACCGACAGGAAAUAAAGAUGCUCGACCGUUACUGAAGGAGAUGAAAAAGGGCAAAGAGUUCUAUGUAAUCUUUGACUGCUCCUACCAAACUUCUGCUGAUGUCCUCAAACAGCUCCUAUCCAUGGGAAUGAUGACUGAGUACUACCACUUUUUCUUCACCACUCUGGAUCUUUUUGCCCUGGACCUGGAACCAUACAGAUACAGCGGGGUGAAUAUGACUGGCUUCCGUCUGCUUAACAUAGACAACCCGCAGGUGGCUGCGGUGGUGGAGAAGUGGUCCAUGGAGCGACUACAGGCUCCGCCCAAACCUGAAACUGGACUGCUGGACGGCAUGAUGACAACCGAGGCAGCCCUCAUGUAUGAUGCCGUUUACAUGGUUGCUGCUGCCGCUCAGAGAGCCUCCCAGAUCACGGUCAGCUCACUGCAGUGUCACCGACACAAACCCUGGCGAUUCGGCUCCCGUUUCAUCAAUAUGUUCAAAGAGGCAACGUGGAACGGCCUGACAGGACAGAUAAUAAUAAAUAAGACGGAUGGUCUGAGGAAGGAUUUCGACCUUGAUGUCAUAAGCCUGAAAGAAGAGGGCAUGGAGAAGACUUUUAUCGAUGGCGGUAGCCGCUUUAAUAAAGUGUGGAGAAAGAUUGGGGUGUGGAAUUCAAACACUGGCCUUAAUUUGACCGAUAGCAACAAAGACAAGUCCACAAAUGUCACAGAUUCCAUGGCUAACCGAACACUCAUUGUCACAACCAUUCUGGAAAAUCCCUAUGUGAUGUAUAAGAAGUCUGAUAAGCCAUUGUAUGGGAAUGACCGGUUUGAGGGUUACUGUCUAGAUUUGCUGAAAGAAUUGUCAAAUAUUCUGGGCUUUUCAUAUGAAGUAAAACUGGUGUCUGAUGGGAAGUACGGAGCUCAGAAUGAUAAAGGGGAAUGGAAUGGCAUGGUUCGAGAACUCAUAGACCAUGUGGCAGACUUGGCUGUGGCUCCUCUCACCAUCACCUAUGUGAGAGAGAAAGUAAUUGACUUCUCCAAGCCCUUUAUGACCUUGGGGAUCAGUAUACUGUAUCACAAACCCAAUGGCACUAACCCGGGGGUCUUCUCUUUCCUCAACCCCCUCUCUCCCGACAUCUGGAUGUAUGUGCUCUUGGCUUGUUUGGGGGUCAGCUGUGUGUUGUUUGUCAUUGCCAGGUUCACACCCUAUGAAUGGUACAACCCACAUCCCUGCAACCCAGACUCUGAUGUGGUAGAGAACAACUUUACCUUAAUAAACAGUGUUUGGUUUGGAGUUGGAGCCCUGAUGCAGCAAGGGUCAGAACUGAUGCCCAAAGCUCUCUCCACAAGAAUUGUUGGUGGGAUCUGGUGGUUUUUUACCCUGAUUAUCAUAUCGUCAUAUACCGCCAACCUGGCUGCCUUCCUCACUGUGGAGAGAAUGGACUCACCUAUAGACUCCGCUGACGAUUUGGCCAAGCAAACUAAAAUUGAGUAUGGGGCUGUGAGAGAUGGUUCCACUAUGACCUUCUUCAAGAAAUCAAAAAUUUCCACGUACGAAAAGAUGUGGGCAUUCAUGAGCAGUCGUAAAAACACGGCAUUGGUCAAAAACAACCGGGAAGGAAUCCAACGAGUGCUGACCACAGAUUAUGCGCUGCUGAUGGAGUCGACCAGCAUAGAAUACAUCAGUCAGAGGAACUGCAACCUCACUCAGAUUGGAGGCCUGAUAGACUCAAAAGGCUAUGGCGUAGGGACUCCCAUUGGCUCGCCGUACCGGGAUAAGGUGACCAUAGCCAUUCUGCAGCUGCAGGAGGAGGGGAAGCUCCACAUGAUGAAGGAGAAAUGGUGGCGAGGAAAUGGAUGUCCGGAGGAGGACAGCAAAGAAGCCAGCGCCCUGGGUGUGGAGAACAUUGGUGGAAUCUUUAUAGUGCUGGCAGCAGGAUUGGUACUCUCUGUGUUUGUGGCUAUUGGGGAGUUUAUCUAUAAAUCAAGGAAGAACGUGGACAUUGAGGAGGUGAGUGUAGGACAAUGCGAGUGGCACAACAAGUACUGA